Messenger RNA from Moesziomyces antarcticus, 1629 nucleotides. RefSeq names its product GTP-binding protein sar1. Gene Ontology annotation, molecular function: kinase activity; ATP binding; GTP binding. The coding region runs from base 1 to 1629 and encodes 542 amino acids. NCBI's taxonomy places the organism in Eukaryota, Fungi, Basidiomycota, Ustilaginomycetes, Ustilaginales, Ustilaginaceae. Gene Ontology annotation, cellular component: endoplasmic reticulum exit site; COPII vesicle coat. Gene Ontology annotation, biological process: membrane organization; vesicle organization; endoplasmic reticulum to Golgi vesicle-mediated transport. The record is from RefSeq and is a predicted model, not a curated record. The transcript has 7 exons.
AUGGCCGAGCAGCUGCUGAGCAUGAGAUGCCGACAUCCUUCGCACGACCAUCUGCCACCCAUUACGCUUCGUAGACCUUCUGACGAUAUGGUGGUGUCGGGCGCAGGCGCUGCUGGGCGGAUAGUUGUGGUGGGCGUUGGAGGAGCCACGUGUUCCGGCAAAACAACGCUCGCCAAGCAUCUGCUGCACAUCCUCAACCCGUCAUCUGACUCCGGCUCCGAUGGUGCAGCGUCCUCAGGAAGCAACCGGGCACACGGCAUCUUGGACGCCUUCAUACUGCAUCAGGAUGACUUUGCACCGCCCGAAGCCACGUUGCCCGUGAACGAGCAAUUUGGUGUGACGGACUGGGAUCACCCACCCACAGCGAUCGACUACGAGAGGAUGCGCUCGACGAUCGAGCAUAUCAAGACCACCGGCUCGUUUCCGCCUGGCUUCUCGUCGCACGACCAUCUCAACGCACAGCCGGACUGUCCGAUCUCGGAGCAGGUCUCGACGACAUGGCGCGACAAAUUCGGCUCGCUGUCUACCAACCACGGCGUGCGCAUUAUGCUGGUCGACGGCUUCCUGCUCUACUACGAUGCGGCGGUUCGCUCGACAAUGGACGUCAAGAUCUUCCUGCGCACGCCGCGCGCCGUGCUCAAGCAGCGACGCGACGAGCGCUUUGGCUACGCUACCGCCGAAGGAACCGUGUGGAAGGACCCCGAGGGCUACUUUGACAACAUCGUCUGGCCCGCCUACGAGCUCGCCCAUCGCGGCGUCUUUGGGCGCCACGACGUGGAGAACGGCAAAGCCGUUAAACCGGAUCCCGAUGCCAAGCCGGUUGCCGGAGGACCGGUCGAAGGUCUUUGCGUUCUCGACGUCGCUCCGGCACAACAGGCGGACAGUGCAGCAUCGACGUUCUCGAGAGAGAUGACGCAGCUGGUGGACGAGACAUGUGCGGCGAUAUGGACAUUCCUCACGGCGUCGCAGCCGUCGCCGUCGUCAUCGUCACCCCCCUCGCCGUCACUGCCACCACCCAAACGCCGCUCCGUCAUCUCGCCCCCACUUGCAUACUCCGCCAUGUUCAUCAUCAACUGGUUCUGGGACAUUCUUGCCCAGCUCGGCCUGGCGCACAAGAACGCCAAGAUCCUUUUCCUUGGUCUGGACAACGCCGGUAAGACGACGCUUCUGCACAUGCUCAAGAACGACCGUCUCGCCACAUUGCAGCCAACGCUUCAUCCCACCUCGGAAGAGCUUGCGAUUGGUCAGGUCAAGUUCACCACAUACGAUCUGGGCGGCCACCAGCAGGCGCGUCGUCUGUGGAAGGACUACUUCCCCGAGGUGGACGGCAUCGUGUUCCUGGUGGACACGCAGGACCACGAGCGCUUCGCCGAGGCACGCGCCGAGCUCGACGCGCUGCUCUCCAUCGAGGAACUCUCCAAGGUUCCCUUCCUCAUCCUCGGCAACAAGAUCGACGCUCCCGGUGCUGUGUCCGAGGAGGAACUGCGCCAGGCUAUUGGCCUCUACCAGACCACCGGCAAGGGCAAGGUGCCCCUCAAGGACAUUCGCCCCAUCGAGAUCUUCAUGUGCUCCGUCGUCAUGCGCCAGGGUUACGGAGAGGGCUUCCGCUGGAUCUCCCAGUACAUCUGA